This is a messenger RNA of Oncorhynchus tshawytscha (Chinook salmon), 2274 nucleotides long. RefSeq names its product galactose-3-O-sulfotransferase 4 (gene gal3st4). The transcript is spliced from 7 exons. Lineage: Eukaryota; Metazoa; Chordata; Actinopteri; Salmoniformes; Salmonidae. Gene Ontology annotation, cellular component: membrane. The coding region runs from base 341 to 1813 and encodes 490 amino acids. Gene Ontology annotation, biological process: glycolipid biosynthetic process. The record is from RefSeq and is a predicted model, not a curated record. Gene Ontology annotation, molecular function: galactosylceramide sulfotransferase activity.
GUUGAUUGUUAGAGCAAGUAGGCUGCUGAGGAGAGGACUUCAGAAGCAGUGCACUCUGCAAGAAAAUAUGCUGUCUGGUUGAAAUCUAUUGGAUUUUCAGAUGAUAACGUUAGGAUACACGUUUAGCGAACUUUAUGACCACAUUCACUGUUGUUCCUUGUAGAUCUUGGACGUGAGAUUGCUAGGUCCGAACUCGCUAGACAUGAGAUGAGUUAGCGGUAUACUGGCCGUUAGCUAGUUUAAGAAGUAAAUAUUAUUUCAUAGAAAGGGUUGGCAAUAUCGAGGAAAAUCCUCGUCCAGACAUUGGCAAGAAAAUUCCACUUAACGACCUAUCGGGAGGAUGCGGCUAGGGCUGGGGCGCUAUCGGGUGGGGCCCAUGUGGCUCUGGAAGGCCCUGCUGGUGUUCGUGGCCAUCGCCUUCGCAGGACAGUUACUGGGGGUCAUCUUCAACAAAAGCCUCCAGCAGGACAGGUCGCGGUCGCUGUUCUCAUCCGACGGCCAGGGCCCGCCUCUGGGCUCCUGUCGGCCCCACAGCCACGUCAUGUUCCUGAAGACCCACAAGACAGCCAGCAGCACUGUUCUCAACAUGCUUUACCGAUACGGAGAGGAGAGGGAUCUGUUCUUCGCCCUGCCUCUGGGGUACCAAUUUGGCUACCCCCUCCCCUUCAACGCACACAGGGUCAAAGGUUAUAGAGGGCCCCACGUGGCCGAGUUCAGCAUUAUGGGAAACCACAUGCGCUUCAACAAACCAGAGGUAGAGAAGGUGAUGCCAGUGGACACCUUUUACUUCUCUAUCAUGCGUGACCCCGUAGCGCUGGCCGAGUCGUCCUAUGCCUAUUACAAAGCUGUCGCCCCCGCCUUCAAGAAGGCCAAAGGCCUGGGAGACUUCGCCGACAACCCCAGGAAGUACUACGACCCCCGUCUCCGUAACAACCACUACGCCCGCAACCUGCUCUGGUUCGACUUCGGCCUGGACCACAACGCCAACUUCUCGACCACACUGGCCCGAAAAGGCGAGGUGGCCGUCCGACGCGCCUUCAAACUCAUCCUGGUCUCUGAGCACUUUGACCAAUCCAUGGUCCUGCUGCGCCACGCCCUCUGCUGGCCGCUGGACGCCAUCGUCUCCUUCAGUCUCAAUGCCCGCCAGCAGAAGCCCAGCGGAGGCAACUCCUGGGUGGGUAAAGUGGCUGCUGCGCAGCCCCCCGCCCUGGCUCUAACAGACGACCAACGUCUAAAGCUCCGUGAGUGGAACGCCCUGGACUGGCACCUCUACCAGGCCUUCAACCGCUCCUUCUGGAACGAGGUGGAUCGCUUCGGGAGAAUUAGGAUGGACCAGGAGGUCGCUCUUCUCCGUACCCGCCGGGAUGUGUUGGCCCGGGCCUGCCUAAGGGACGGCGGAACACCUGUGGAGGCCAGCCGCAUCCGCGACAAGACCAUCAGGCCCUUCCAGAGCGGCUUGGUGAAGAUCCUGGGAUAUGAGCUCCAGCCUGGGCUGGACAACGCUACUCAUCAGUCCUGUCUGAGGAUGAUCAGGCCAGAGAUCCAGUAUAAGGACCUGCUGGACGCCAGGCAGUUCCCCAGGGCUGCUCCCCAGGCUGCCCAAGCUCAGGCCCCGGCUAUCCCUGCUGGGGGAGCCUAUUUAAGGAAAGACCCUUCUUCCCAACUCAGGACAGGAGAGUUGGGGGUGGGGGAAGGAGGAGGAGGAGGGGGGACGGGGGAGGACAGGAGUCGGUUAUCUCGUAGUAAUAAUAAUAAUAAUAACCAGACAUUGCUACGAGGAGGAGGAGGAGGAGGGAAAGGGAAGAUAAAAUAGUUUUCCAUCCAGAAUUCACUGCCUUGAGAGAAUGGAUAAGACAGAAUGCUGACUGAGCCUGUGUACUCUUACUCAUGCACUCGUUGAGUAUUUCUAUUACUAAAGUACUCAAGAGACUUGAUGGAAAUAAAUACCCAUUCUCCCUCCAACCCACCUCUACUGUACAUUCUCUUCUGGCUGAACUUUGGACUGGUUAUGACUCUAUUUCGUGUUCAUACGGACUUUAUGAUUGCUGUGGAUGUGUUUUAAGGGGACUUGAAACGGAAUUGCAUUGCAUUCAGUGGGCCAGAUGUCGUUCAAAAAUUCUGCUUCUCUGAUCGAGAAAGAAAGUUAGAUUUGGUGGUCCAACUGCUACGUUCAACAUACAGUGAGGGGAAAAAGUAUUUGAUCCCCUGCUGAUUUUGUACGUUUGCCGACUGACAAAGAAAUUAUCUGUCUAUAAGUUUAAUGGUAGGUUUAUU